Molecule: messenger RNA, 3457 nt
Organism: Bombyx mori (domestic silkworm)
Lineage: Eukaryota; Metazoa; Arthropoda; Insecta; Lepidoptera; Bombycidae
Exons: 3
Coding region: 386-703 (105 amino acids)
Source: RefSeq, a predicted model, not a curated record
UCAAUAGUUCUAGAGAUCGCUCGUGCAUUAUGAUCACAGUGUGCAAAGCAUAGGACAUGCAGUGAGUACGUCGGCGCAUGACCGAGCAUCCGUCAGCUAGCCCGGCAGCCAGUGCCAUCACACAGUACCUCCGUCGCUGUCAACGCAGGCACACGCUUCCCAGCCCAAACGAGAUCCCCUCUAACAGACUAACAAGCAAUAAUGACCGACACCACCCCUAAGCCUAAAUCCAGGGCCCGCGAAAAUAAUUGAGCGAAUACACACGGGUUAUGGAUCAAAAUAAUAAUUCCAAAAAUAAAUAUACAGUGUGAUCAUUUUGGGUUUGGGUGGCGGAACAUUAUUUGAUAGUGAUUUGUCAGGUUUGAGUAAAGAAAAAAUUAUAAAAAUGAGACAAGACAGCGAUGAUACCGCCCUCGCAGAACGCGUCCGGGGGUUCAAGAGUGACCCGGAAAAGGUGCGCGAAGCAACAGAAUUUGUUGAUCAACUCAUUCAACAAGCGAAGAAAGAGGCAGAGCUUAAACAAAAAGAGAAAGACAGAAGUAAAUUCGACGCACAAGACCAAGGCAGUGGUAAUCUGAAGCGUCGUUUGGGGCGUGCACGCGGCUUCGUCCUGCGUAUGUUCGAUGCACUGUGCAAUUGCACACAGACAGCUGCGGCCGCGGCGCGUACCACCGCCCGCAACAAUCCAUUCACCAAACGCUAACUCAAUCAUUCAUUAAAGCGUAGAAUCGCAUAUCAAACCUAUUUGAUGGCACGUUUCAGAUUGUGUUGACUUUUGAGGUUAUAUUCAAGAAAAUCAAGAAAUUAAUUUGAAAUGUUUUUUUUGGUUUUAUUUAUUUAUUAUAGUAAUUGUAAUAUGUAUGUAUGUAUGUAAUGUAAUGUGUAAUAGUUGUGUUUACACAGCACCUUAAGAUCGCAAUGUUCUGCUGUCCAAGGAAAUUUUAUUGGGUGUACUAAUGACAUAGGUAAUGGUAAUCUUGAAUCUUGUGGCUCUAACAAAUACCUAGUUAUUUUGGUUUUUCUUGAAUCUUGUGGCUCUAACAAAUACCUAGUUAUUUUGGUUUUUUGCAAUCUUAAAGUUUAAGCAAUUAUUUUAAGUCCGUUUUCUUUUCUUGAUAAUUGACAUUCUGUAUUUGAGUUCAUUAAGGGCUGGGCAAACGUUGUCGACAAUAUAAAUUAUUUGUAAAUGUAGGUACUUUCACUAGGUACCUUACAAUUUCUUUGGACGACAGCAUUUAUAAUUUAAUUUCUUGGGCUUGGUUUAUUAUCUUAAUGUCUCUUCAAGUUAGUUACAAUUAUUUGGUCAAGUAAAAUUUGUUAUUAUUAUUUUAAUGUUGAAUAUUCUGAUUUACUGGAAUACAAAAAAUCUAAUAAUUUAUUUCAAAAUAUUAAGGUUACCUACAUAGAUUUGAUUGAUUUUUCGAAGUUGAAUUUAUAGUAUAUCCACAUAUCCAGCAUUCCUCUAUACCUGACCAGAAUAUUGUACUCCAUAUAUUAGAAAUGUAUUGUAUGAUUAUAAAAAAAAUUAUUGAUGUUGUGAAUUUUUUAUAAUGUGAAACCAAAGACCUGUAGAAAUCCACUGUAGCGCUAGAGUAAAUGUAUUUUCAACAUUUUACUACGUAUUUAAAUGCAUAGGUAACUAAUCAAUUUCAUCUUUCAUCUCAUAAGGUCACAAAUUUCGUCUUCCCUGUAGUGCAAUAACGAUGAUCUUCAUAAGCGACGUGACAUAUCGAAUGUCCUGACUUGAAUGGUCCACAAAUUACUAUCAUAUUUACACUAGGUACUUGAUGUUGAAGUUAGUUACGAAAUAUGCACGAAGGCUUUAGGUGUUUUAUUGCAGUUGCCUUGAUUUUUUUUUCUGGAAGAACUCAACGUAUUAAAGGCGUGGUUACCUACUAUGAGUAUUAUCUGUGACCGAAGUGGCGAUUUGACAUUUCGACUCCUCCUCGCGUCGUUUUCCUCAUUACUGAGGGUCGAGACUCCCCCGCUGCAUCAGUUUCUCCCAUACGACUUCCCUCCAUCUGCCGCGAUCCUUUGCUUCAUGAAGGGCAUUAUGGAAAUUGAUGCUCAGAGAAGCUCGUACUUGGUCCGACCAUCUCGUGGGACUGCGACUGCGACAUUUCGACUAUUGAGAAUUUAUUUUUAUCUAUAUCUGAAAAAUCCUUUGCCAUGACCAGUCAAACUUUAUGUCAAAUUUACCAGUGGAGACCAUUUUCAAAAAUAAAUUCAUAGAUUAUGUAGGAAAGCACGCCUAAAGUAAAGUAAACACACAGUUUAUGAUAUUCAUCGUUAAUUAGAGUCCCUAUGGUGUUACAUGGUGUCUUUUAAUCGGUGUGAUGACGCUUAUAGUGUUAAGGAUGUCUAAUAUUUUUAGUUUUUCAUUAUAUUUAACAACUAUUUUCCAAGCGUACAACGUAAUAAUUUUAUAUAACUAAAUUAAGAAGUAUUUAUGAGCAUUUUGUUUUUAUUUAAAUAAAAGGAAUUGUAUUUUGAUUUAUUAAGAUUAUAGCCGAAGUGGCCACCAAUAAGUAAAUUAAGCACUUUCAAUAUUUCAUUUAGUUUUAAGCGCCUUCAAAGAUAAAAGAAAGUUUUCAAUUCAGUGUUUCUAUAUCCAAAAACGAUGAAUCAAUAAACAAUACUUUCACAUUUCUUACUAAUUACGUUUAGUAAUUGAACGAACUUUAAAUAUAUUAAAGCUUAAAUUGGUAACAAUAUUAACGACUAAUAGUCCAACGCAUAAAUUUUAUUUUAUAAUUAUUAUCGUAGUUAAAUGCUAAUCUCCGAUAGAAUUAUAUAAUUGAAUGUUCUAAAAUCUAAAGCAUUUUAGUUACGUGAUAUGAUAGGUGGUGGCCCGUUCUCUUUUUUUGUUACGCUGUUGAGGUUUUGCGCAAAUAUGUAAUGAAUAAGUACGUUCAUGAGUUUUAACUACCUACUUUAUAAUAUACCUAAUUAGUUUCGGAAUUUCGUAAAAAAAUAUCGUGAAAAAAUGUAUUGAGUACUUUCGUUGCUGAAUAGAUUUACUACUCUUUUUCAUAUUUUAAGUAAUAUGAAAAAGAGUAGUAAAUCUCGAAUAGUUCAGGUUAAUGAUGUAUUAAUUGUGUGUACCGAUGUUAAUAUAAAUUUGUAAUUUUUAUUUAAAACUAUUUUUACAGAAGAAAUUUAUUUUGGAAAAAAUAAUAUAAAUGAAUUUUUUCAGCAGUAGAUUUUAGAUAAAAAACAGAACGAAGACAGGUGAAAAACUAUAUUGGAAAAAUUUUUGAAAAUAUAUCAUAUUAUAUGUAUAUAUAUAUCAAAAAAUAUAUUUGUUGGUAGGUACUUGUAGUUGUAUGUGUAUUAAAAUAAAAUAAAAUAUUUAAAUUACUUAUAAAUGUUCAAUGUGAUAUCCUGCCUGUAACCUUACUUCCGGUGUGAUUCUACUGAGUAUUUCUUCUAAAUAAUAAAGUCGUUUUGUAAACUU